This is a messenger RNA of Molossus molossus (Pallas's mastiff bat), 1463 nucleotides long. RefSeq names its product neural retina leucine zipper (gene NRL). Gene Ontology annotation, molecular function: RNA polymerase II cis-regulatory region sequence-specific DNA binding; DNA-binding transcription factor activity, RNA polymerase II-specific. Lineage: Eukaryota; Metazoa; Chordata; Mammalia; Chiroptera; Molossidae. Gene Ontology annotation, cellular component: nucleus. The record is from RefSeq and is a predicted model, not a curated record. The transcript is spliced from 3 exons. Gene Ontology annotation, biological process: regulation of transcription by RNA polymerase II. The coding region runs from base 437 to 1150 and encodes 237 amino acids.
CAGAGACGCACACAGGGAAAAGACAGGAGGAAGCAGAGGGCUUUUGAGGGCGGUUACAGAAGUCUCAGGUGGAUUGGGGUGAUUAGAUUUCAGUGUCCCACAGUGGCCCAGAAGGAAAGAGCAGAAUUUCCCACUCUCCCUUUUCCUGCUCCUUCUCCUAAGCUGGGCUCCUGGGACUGGCUGGGCCAACAAGAGUGGGAGAGACCGAGUGCUGGAGAUUCAGCGUGGAGAAGAGGGCUUCUCUGCUGACGUGAUAGCUAAGAGGGUCACAAGGCUAGACACAGUGGCAUGAGGCAGGGGGCAGAAAUGUGAGGAUUCCUGAAAAAAGGAGACACCCACCAGUCCAGGUGAGAGUGGGCUCAGGAGAGCUUGGACUCCCCAGAAACAAUGACAAGGAGCUACUUGGAGGGUGUACCCCUCCCAAUCCAGCCUGAGAAUGGCUCUGCCUCCGAGCCCCCUGGCCAUGGAGUAUGUCAAUGAUUUCGACUUGAUGAAGUUUGAGGUAAAACGAGAACCUUCUGAGGGGCGAUCUGGCACCCUCGCAGCCUCAUUGGGCUCCACACCUUACAGCUCAGUGCCUCCUUCACCCACCUUCAGUGAGCCAGGCAUGGCGGGGGCCACCGAGGGCCCUCGGCCAGGCCUGGAGGAGCUGUACUGGCUGGCCACCCUACAGCAGCAGCUGGGGGCUGGGGAGACCCUGGGGCUGAGUCCUGAGGAGGCGGUGGAGCUGCUGCAGGGUCAGAGCCCAGUCCCUGUUGAGGGGCCCCACGGCUACUACGCAGGGAGCCCAGAGCAGACAGGAGCGCAGCAUGCCCAGCUGGCCGAGCGCUUUUCCGACGCGGCUCUGGUGUCGAUGUCUGUGCGGGAGUUAAACCGACAGCUGCGGGGCUGCGGGCGCGACGAGGCGCUGCGGCUGAAGCAGAGACGCCGCACGCUGAAGAACCGCGGGUACGCGCAGGCCUGUCGCUCCAAGCGGCUGCAGCAGCGGCGCGGGCUGGAAGCGGAGCGAGCUCGCCUGGCCGCCCAGCUGGACGCGCUGCGGGCCGAGGUGGCCCGCCUGGCCAGGGAGCGCGACCUCUACAAGGCUCGUUGUGACCGGCUGUCCUCCAGCGGCCCCGGGUCCGGGGACCACUCCCACUUCUUUCUCUGAGCCACUUGGGGCCGCGGAAUGGUGGAAUAGGUUGGGGUGGGGGUCACCAUCCAGGAGGCAGCUGUCCCAUUCACUAAGUGGUUAUUGAGCUCCUUCUGGUGCCAGACACUCCUUUGUAUGACCACAGAAAUAUACCCAAACUUCUUGGACCCUCAAGGCAUGCUCCGAGGUUAGAUGAUGGUCAUUUUCUGGGAGAGGGUUCCCUUCCCCUCAAGCAGGCCAUGCACAGAAAUCCUCUACCUUCUGCCCAAAUCCACAUGCUCAGGCCUGUGUGUGUGUGGAGUGGCGGGGCUGGGGGGAGGGGGGAGGGCAG